GACUGGGGCGGACAGGCUUUUAACUCCGGUAAUCUCCUGGCGUAAGGUAUCUCCGCCAAAAAACAGGGGACAGAGAAAUGUUUUUGGAAGCUUUAAAUCAACAAGUUGUGCGCUCCCAUUUGUCCGAUACCUCGCUGGACUCAACGUGUGCCUUCAGAUGCUAAACUUGACGCGGCCAACGGCGUGAUGACGGACCCCGAAAAAGAAGCCCAAGCCGAAAACAACAAGGCGCUACAGAGCGAGGCCACUCGCGAUGUCAACGAGGCUACAGCCGACGGUCACGGUGGUGACCCCGAGCAGAAUGGAGCGAACGAGACCCCCGCGGCACCUCUCUACUCGGUCUUCUCACCGGGCACGAAGAAAUUCCUUGUGUUGAUGAUCGUUUUCGCCACUUUUUUCUCGCCUUUUUCGUCGUCCAUCUACCUGCCCGCCAUCACGCCCAUUGCGGACGACUAUGGCCGAUCGGUGGCCGACAUCAACUUGAGCGUGACGACGUACCAGAUCAUGCAGGCCCUGGCGCCGCUGUUUUUUGGCGACCUCAGCGACCAAAUCGGCCGUCGCCCGGUCUACAUGCUCAGUUUCGCCAUCUACCUCGGCGCCAACAUCGGGCUGGCGCUGCAGCACAGCUACCCGGCCUUGAUGGUGCUGCGCGCCCUGCAGAGCACGGGCAGCAGCGCGACCGUGGCCAUCGGCAACGCCGUGAUGGCCGACUUCACCACCAGCGCUGACCGCGGUGGCUUCAUCGCUGCGGUGCAGGCUAGCAUCAUGUUUGCCCCCGCUCUGGCGACGACGCUGGGCGGCAUCCUGUCCCAGUUUCUCGGCUGGCGGUCGACCUUCUGGUUCUUGGUCAUCACCGCGGGCGUGUUCCUCAUCAUCUACGUGCCGCUUGUGCCAGAGACUGCCCGCAACAUCGUCGGCAACGGUUCCAUCCCGCCACCCGCCCUCAACGCCUCUCUCAUGUCUCAGCGUUACUGGCGCAAGAGGCGCCGCAACCACCAAGCCCAUGCCGAGCAAGAACCGCUCCCAGAGCCCAAGAAACUACCGCUGAAGGUGCCCAUACCGAACAUCUUCGCUGCCGUCGUCAUUGUGCUUGAAAAGGACGUCGGCCCCAUGAUGCUCUUCAUGUCGCUCUUCGUCAUGGCCAACUACGCUCUCAUGGUGCCCAUCCAGGACGUCAUCCGCCGGCGAUACGACUUCAACGACCUGCAGGUCGGCCUCUGCUAUAUCCCCUUCUCCGUCGGGUCCGUGAUUGGCUCUGCGGUCACGGGCAAGCUGCUCAACUGGAACUACGCCCGCGUGGCUCGCAGCAUCGGCGUGUCUCCCGACCGCAAGCGGGGCGACGACCUACGCAAGUUCCCCAUUGAGCGGGCCCGCCUCGACCUCAUGUGGCCCUUCACCGCCUUGGCCGUCGCCACCAUCGCCGUCUGGGGCUGGGUCGUCACGGCGGGCGUAACCCUGGCCGCGCCGCUCAUUAUCCUCUUCCUGGCCGGCCUUAGCUUGGCCGGUCCGGUUUCCAUUCUGACUACCCUGCUGGUCGACCUUUAUCCAAUGAACCCGGGCCGCGUCUCGUCCACCUUCAACCUGACCCGCGCCGCUUUCAGCGCCAUCGGCACGGCCGUAGUACAGUACAUGAUAGAAGCCUGGGGGUAUGGCUUUACUUAUCUCUUUUGGGGAUUGCUCGUGGCAGCGGCGAGCCCGACGGUGUUCAUGGUGCGGAAAUGGGGUCCCGGCUGGCGGGAGGCGAGGUACCAGCGGUUGGAGAAGAAAAGGAAUGGGACAUAAACUCCUGUUUCGGGUGUUUACCAGGUACUCUC
Thermothielavioides terrestris NRRL 8126 is the source of this 1814-nucleotide messenger RNA. RefSeq lists its product as uncharacterized. The transcript is spliced from 2 exons. The record is from RefSeq and is a predicted model, not a curated record. Gene Ontology annotation, biological process: transmembrane transport. NCBI's taxonomy places the organism in Eukaryota, Fungi, Ascomycota, Sordariomycetes, Sordariales, Chaetomiaceae. The coding region runs from base 187 to 1782 and encodes 531 amino acids. Gene Ontology annotation, molecular function: transmembrane transporter activity.